AUGUUAGGUGAAAAUCAAUCAAAUAGGUCGACAAGCAAAUCAUCCUCUCAAACCACUAUCGAUAUGGCCGGAGAAGUAAAUCCAGAAUUGGUCUAUGAACCUUGCGAUAAGGAUAUUCCCAUUGAGCAGGUGUAUGGAGCAAUGAAACCAACUCCAGAAAUUUUAAAAGAUUCUGAUUUAUUUCAGCUUGCUUCUGAGUGGGUUGCGAAAUUCUCUACUGCGCUUAAGGGUAUCCAAGAAUCCCCCACAACAUCGAACAUUAAUCAAUUGGAUAGUAUUUUUGCCUCUCAUUCCUUUUGGAAGGACCAUUUAUGUCUCAGUUGGGAUUUUCAUCAAUACAGUGAUUUAAAACAAAUUAAGGAGUUUCUUCGUACGCAAAUGCCAGAUUUUCAAUUAAAGAAUUUAGUGGUUAAUCGAACUGCUGACUUGAGAUAUGAGAAUAGUGUUAGUGUCUCUACUAUUCAGGAUUCAACCAAAGAACAACCAAUACCGAUUCAAUUGGUACAAUUCAUUAUUAAUUUUGAGAAUACAUUUGGUAAAGGUAGGGGUGUGGUCAGAUUGAUACCAGUUGACAAUACAUUGAUAGCUUAUUCUGUCUACACUGGACUCGAGAGUAUCAACGGAAGUGAAGAAACGCUUGGUGUUAAUAGGUCUGAAGGUGUCAGCCAUGGUCAACAUAAAGAAAGAUCGUCAUGGCUAGAGAAUAGAGAAAGAGACUUUAUUUGGGGAGACGACUCAAAGCAGCCCACUGUCUUGGUCGUUGGAGGGGGCCAAAGUGGUUUGAAUAUAGCAACAAGAUUGAAGUGCAUGGGAGUAGACACUUUGAUCGUAGAAAGAAAUUCAAAUAUUGGGGAUAAUUGGAGAAAUCGCUAUAAGUUUUUAGUUCUCCAUGAUCCAGUUUGGGCCGAUCACUUAGCGUAUAUGAAUUUUCCAGAUACAUGGCCUGUAUUUACCCCGAAGGAUAAAUUAGGAGAUUGGUUUGAGAAUUAUGCGAAGAGUAUGGAAUUGUGCUACUGGGUAAACAAAACUGUUGCGGGCGCCGAUUUUGAUGAAGACAAAUCGACCUGGACAGUGAAUAUUAUAGAUAAUGAUAGUGCGAAAAUGAACACAUUGAGACCAAAGCAUGUCAUAAUGGCAACAGGUCAUUCAGGUGAACCAAAUAUUCCUUCAUUUGAAGAACAGCAUAAAUUUAAAGGAAAAAUUGUACAUUCUUCUCAGCAUACAACUGGUAAAAUAUAUCAAGGUGAAAAUGCAUUAGUUGUAGGUUGCUGCAAUUCAGGUCAUGAUAUUGCCCAAGACUUUUACGAACAAGGGGCUAAACCAAUGCUUGUUCAGAGAUCAAGCACAUGCAUUUUCACAGCAGAAGUGGGUGGUGACUUGACUAACAAGGGACUUUAUGAGGAAGGAGGUCCCCCUAUUGAAACUGCAGAUUUGCUCUCACAAUCAAUGCCUUGGAAACUAUUGAGUUUAUCGUUACAACAACAAACCAGAAGAAUUGCGUCGUUAGAAAAAGAAUUACAUGAUUCAUUGAAGAAAGUUGGCUUUAAUAUAGACUAUGGAUAUGGUGGAACUGGGUUACCAGGCAAGUACCUAAGAAGAGGUGGCGGCUAUUAUAUUGACGUAGGUUGUUCUAGGCUAAUUGCUGAAAGAAAAAUUUCAGUUAAGAAUGGACAAAAAAUUCAAAAGUUUACUGAAGACGGUGUUAUAUUUUCAGAUGGUUCUCAGAUUAGUAAUGUGGCUAUUGUUGUUUUAGCAACUGGGUAUUCAAAUAUGAGGGAGAGUGCUAGAAAAAUUUUCGGUACUAAAGUUGCUGAUAAACUUAAGCCCGUUUGGGGUCUUGAUGAUGAAGGUGAAACCAAAGUUAUGUAUAGAGAUUCGGGGCAUCCAAACUUUUGGUAUAUGGGAGGAAACCUUUUAUUGACCAGGUAUUAUUCAAAAAAAUUAGCUUUAAGAAUCAUUGCGCAGGAGAGGGGCUUUAUCAAAGAUUAA
Debaryomyces fabryi is the source of this 1989-nucleotide messenger RNA. Its product is annotated as flavin-containing monooxygenase. Gene Ontology annotation, molecular function: NADP binding; N,N-dimethylaniline monooxygenase activity; flavin adenine dinucleotide binding. NCBI's taxonomy places the organism in Eukaryota, Fungi, Ascomycota, Pichiomycetes, Serinales, Debaryomycetaceae. Bases 1 to 1989 code for a protein of 662 amino acids. The transcript has a single exon. The record is from RefSeq and is a predicted model, not a curated record.